Micromonas pusilla CCMP1545 is the source of this 1168-nucleotide messenger RNA. RefSeq lists its product as uncharacterized. The transcript has a single exon. Lineage: Eukaryota; Viridiplantae; Chlorophyta; Mamiellophyceae; Mamiellales; Mamiellaceae. The record is from RefSeq and is a predicted model, not a curated record. The coding region runs from base 1 to 1041 and encodes 346 amino acids.
AUGGCGACGACUUCUCUCACCGCCGCGCCCUUCGCGCGCGCCUCGGUCCGCGCGCCUCGGCGAUCUUCGCGAUCGGCGUCGACGACGACGACGACGACGACGCGCGCGUCCGGAGAAAACAGCGCGACAAUCGCCGGCAAAAACUCCCCCGCGUUCGUCGACGCCGUGAGCGGCGAGUGGGAGGGCCACAGCGUCUACUUCGACGCCGCCGGGACCCCAAUCGCGCUCCCGAGGAACGUCGUCCCGCCCGCGUUCGCGGAGUGGGGCGUCGAGCUCGUGGACUGGCAGUCGCAGUGCGCGAUGCGCGCGGACGACGACGCGAAGGAGAUCUACGCGAGAGAGCUCCGAUUCUUACCCACGGUGGGCUGCGAAGCGGACGCGAGCACGGUCGAGAGCGCGAUUGAGCGACGCGUGGCGUUCGACGACGUGACGCCCGCGCCGCCGGGCGACGACGCGCCGGGCGGCGGGAAUGGCGUCGAGUUCGGGAGCUACAGCGCCGGCCCGGGGAGCCUGGCGGCGCGCGACGGCGAGGAGACGACGAUCGUGAUGGAACACGCGCUCGCGUUCACGACGGGCUCGGGCGAGGACGCGAAGCGAACGAGGCUGCGGCUGCGCCAGACGAUAUCCCCGGUCGACGGCGCGAUCGAGUCCAUCGUCGGGUGGAAGGAGUACUGGUACGAGCCGUUCAACGACGCGGCGUCGCUGUGCUCGAGCUGCGGCGGGCCGAACAAGUGGGGCGAGACGCUCGCGACGGAUCCGGCGGCGACGGUGUCGGGCCCCGGCUGGCGCGGCGACGACUGGCGCGGUUUGUCGGACGCCGCCGUGAUGCUCAGGGAGGGCGUCUGGAGCGAUCGCGCGGUGCUUCCGGACGGCGGCGGCGUCGUGUAUCAGAUCGGGUGGCACAUACCGGACCGGGACGCGGUGUACCUGCCGCCGUGCAGGGAGGUGGAGACGCACCUCGUGAGCGAACGAGAGUACGACGGCGACGGGAACUUCGUCGGGGCGAAGUUUAUGAAGCUGACCAGGCCGGCGCCGAAGUGAGUGAGGGUUACAGUGCGUGAUGAUGAAACGCAUCAUCUCGCGGCGGGCGUUACUUGACCUAUACGUGUACUGUAGGUUGCUUCGCGUUGCCUCUCUUUGCUUGUACUAUUACUAACGUAUUACUUCC